GGGGAAUUGCGACUUAUUAAGCAAUUACAUUUUCGCUACGCCGGCGAACUGAAGUUAAAUUGUCUAUCCGCAUCCGCACUAGCACUACAUCAAGGAAUCCCAAAAUGCUGUCCAGGGUCUUCUGCAUGCGUCUGAACACCUAUGGUGUGGUCAUUGGAUGGCUGGGCGUGAUUCUCUCCUUCUUGGCCACGAUCCUUUUGUCCGUCGCCCUGGGAUUCGUCGAUGAAAUUGCGCAGCAGAUCGCCAAGGAGUCCAAAGAUCCCGACAUGACGACCACCCAGAUUCGCAGUAUGCUAAUCAUCGUGUUCAGUGUUUACUUGGCGCUCAAGGUGAUUAAUCUUCUGGCUUCGGCCAUGUUGGUUGCAGGUACCGUUAAGGAACGUCAUCUGCUCCUGGUGCCCUGGCUGAUCAACAAUGGAGUCCUGCUUGUCUUUGGAAUCGUCGCCAAUAUUGCAAUCUUGGCCCAGGUCAUCGAAAGUACGCCCUUCGUGAGCGCCCUUCCUCUCAUUUUGGUGGAUGUGGGCCUGCUGGUGCUGAGCUGGUAUCUGUACUACGGCAUCUACUCGCUCUUCAAGCAGAUCCAGGCAUCCAGUGAGAUCCAGCGCCCGCUGAUCCCGCCGCCAACCCAGCAGACCAACUCCUAUCCCAGCUACACCAAGAUUUAAACCCUGUCUGAAACUUUCCAUUUGGCGAGCUCUGAUUACGUCAUAUACUGUUCGAAUGCUAUCAACGGGGCUUCCCCGACUAACACAAUAUUUCCCUAGCUAGUAACACCAAAAUUAUGUACUACGUGGUAUUUUCGUUGCAUCAGAGAACGAAUAUCCGUGUGUACAUCCUAUAUAUUUACUUCAACGCGAUCGUUGUCUAUACGUAUAUUCCAUAUUUCGAUUGGCUACAGAAAAAAAUAUAUAUUUUGUAUACAUAA
This is a messenger RNA of Drosophila teissieri, 925 nucleotides long. RefSeq lists its product as uncharacterized. Lineage: Eukaryota; Metazoa; Arthropoda; Insecta; Diptera; Drosophilidae. The record is from RefSeq and is a predicted model, not a curated record. The transcript is spliced from 4 exons. Bases 105 to 665 code for a protein of 186 amino acids.